Molecule: messenger RNA, 999 nt
Organism: Diachasmimorpha longicaudata
Lineage: Eukaryota; Metazoa; Arthropoda; Insecta; Hymenoptera; Braconidae
Gene: mRpL47
Product: large ribosomal subunit protein uL29m
Exons: 5
Coding region: 36-860 (274 amino acids)
Biological process (GO): mitochondrial translation
Cellular component (GO): mitochondrial ribosome; mitochondrial large ribosomal subunit
Molecular function (GO): structural constituent of ribosome
Source: RefSeq, a predicted model, not a curated record
UCAUUCCUUUGUUACACAAGAACAUCAGAGCCAAUAUGGCGGCCCUAGUGAAAGCCGUGAGGCUUUCCGGAGCAGUAAAAAAUGUGUCAAUGUUUUUUAACAAUUGUUCGGUGUCAGUUCUUUCUAACACCGUUAUACCAACGACUUCUUUUAUUCCAAGCAUAUGUCUGCAAAAUUCAUAUUCCACAAAACCACCCCCUCAUCCCCUGAUGGAGUUCUUUGAUGAUCCAAAAAACUGGGGCCAGAAAAAUGUCAAAGUUGGACGCUCCUGGAAGCUGGAUGAACUGAGAAUUAAGAGCAAUGAGGAUCUUCACAAACUCUGGUACAUUCUACUCAAAGAGAGGAAUAUGCUCAUGACUAUGGAGCAUGCACACGCACAAGAGUGGGAAUUGUUUCCAAAUCCUGAGAGAGUUGAUAAAGUGGAAGACAGUAUGGAGAAUCUGGAGAGAGUCGUGAGGGAAAGAAAUCAGGCAUAUCAUUAUCUAGAGACUGGAGUACAUGGAGAGAGGCCCGUGAAAACUGUUAAUGAUGAACUAGGUUUGAGACGCUGGUACCAGCUCCGUCAGCAUGCAAUCCCAAAAUGGUUGAACUCCAGUUACCGGAAUAAAUACAAAUUUUCCUACGGGGGUUACGCAGUGGCGAAAUUCCUCAGGAAAUUCCGGGAGAAGAUUUGGAUAUGCAAACGCAGAGAGCGAAACCACCGACGAGCUAUCGUGCGAAAGAUAUUCCGAAGAUUUCCGAAUGUGGAUGUUGAGGCAGUUCGAGAGCAGUAUCCGGACGUGGACGUCGACAAGGCCAUGAAAUGCAGACGAUCAGCAUCUCACUACGUACCCCUGGAGUCUGACGGUCUGCCUCAGUAACUCCCUUUCUUAUCCCUCGUCGAUCGCUUAAAAAUUAAAUUCCAUUCUGGACAGAAGCAGCUGAAUCCAAAUCAUCAAAUAAAUGUCAAAAAACCACCAUUCAAUGCUCCACAGUGUAAAUAAAAAUUUCAAGAUAAAA